AUGCUGGGAGGGGCCGGUUUCAAAGGGCGUGGCGCAAUGCCUGCCAUUGCCCGGCAGCAAUUGAUUGUCCCACGCUCUAGUCGUUCGAUAUCGACUUAUCGAACGCAAAAGUAUGGUGGUUAUGGGCAAAUCAAACAGACACUCGCCGGUGGCCUCACACGAAGAGCUACACCCUCCGCCGUUCCUGGAUCGAUAAUGGCCGCUCGUUUUAACUCGACUUCGUCUACCACAUCUGUUGCCUCUGGUGCGACUGCUAGUGAGGAUGCUGUCGGUCAGGCCACUCAAACUGAGGCUGGUGACAUCUCCGGCUUGUCGCUAUCGGACAUCGACGCACUCCCCGAACACAUUGGAUACCUGAAGCAGCUUGGGUUAGACUACGGCUGGGGUCCGUCAUCGAUGAUCGAAUGGGUCAUCGAGCAUGUUCACGUUUGGUCAGGUCUGCCGUGGUGGGCGAGUAUCGUGGGAACCGGUCUUUUGGUCCGUCUGGCAUUGUUUUACCCUAUGCUGGGUGCGUCCGACACGGCUGCCAGGAUGCAGAAUAUCAAGCACAUCAUCAACCCUCUUCGCACGAAAAUGCUUCAGACAAAUGCGGCAGGAAACAUGGUGGAGGCAACCAGGGUCCGGGCGGAGAUGAGCAAGUUGCAGAGUGACCAUGGGAUUAAGCCAGUCAAGUCAUUUAUUCCUUUCCUUCAGGUUCCCCUGGGUUUUGGAUGCUAUCGAGUUGUCAAUGGCAUGACUUCGCUUCCUGUCCCGGGUUUGGCUACGGAGACGGCGGGUUGGUUGAAGGAUCUUACUGUUGCUGAUCCGGUCUUCAUUCUCCCGGCUCUUUCAGCAGCCUUUAUGCAUCUCACUCUUCGGAAAGGUGGAGAGGCCGGUAUGAAUGAAAUGAUGAACUCAUCAUUUGGAAAGGCAUUCCUUUACGGUCUUCCUGCUAUCAGUUUUGCUUUCAUGGCCUUCUUCCCCAGCGCCCUCCAACUCUACUUUGUUUCAACAGGUCUAUUCGCCCUGGGCCAAGCAUACCUCGUCCAAAACGAAAGCUUCCGGAAAUUCGCAGGCAUGGCCAUUCCCAAGAAGAUGGCUGGCCCUGCCGCCGCAGAAGCCCGAAACAACGACCUCCGCAUGCUGCAGGACCUCAUGAAAGCCCAACAGGCCAAGCUUCUCGAGGCCCAGAAGGAAAGCAAUGCCUCCCAAGAAGCCAACAUCAGCUUCAUCGACCGCAUGGUCAACUCCUUCAAGGAGAACAAGAACAACAUCCAGCGCGAAGCAACCGAAAAGAUCAACGAAUUCCGCGGCUCCGGUCCCACCAAGAAUGCAGACGGUUCUAUCGCCGAACCGCCUCGCCUUAGCGAAAAGGACCAGAAACUGGCUGCUGACUACGAGCGGAGGAGAAGGGAAGAGGAAGAGUGGAAGCGGGAGGAGCGCAACCAUGCGAAGAGAGUGGAGUAUAUGAAGGCCCUCGAGCGGCAGCGAGAGAAGGCUCGCGCCUCGUUCUCUCAGAACCAACGGUGA
Messenger RNA from Aspergillus chevalieri, 1509 nucleotides. It is a transcript of the gene OXA1, whose product is annotated as membrane insertase OXA1. Bases 1 to 1509 code for a protein of 502 amino acids. The record is from RefSeq and is a predicted model, not a curated record. Gene Ontology annotation, biological process: mitochondrial respiratory chain complex IV assembly; protein insertion into mitochondrial inner membrane from matrix. The transcript is spliced from 3 exons. Gene Ontology annotation, molecular function: membrane insertase activity. Lineage: Eukaryota; Fungi; Ascomycota; Eurotiomycetes; Eurotiales; Aspergillaceae. Gene Ontology annotation, cellular component: mitochondrial inner membrane.